This is a messenger RNA of Closterium sp. NIES-65, 2454 nucleotides long. The record is from the annotation of a GenBank genome assembly. NCBI's taxonomy places the organism in Eukaryota, Viridiplantae, Streptophyta, Zygnematophyceae, Desmidiales, Closteriaceae.
AUGGGACGUGGACUUGGUACGUGGACGUGGACGUGGACGUGGACAUGGACAUGGACGUGGACAUGGACAUGGACGUGGACCGUGGACGUGGACAUGGAACGUGACGGGGACGUGGACGUGGACGUAGAAAUGGACGUGGACGUGGACGUGGACGUGGACGUGGACAUGGACGUGGACGUGGACGUGGACGUGGACGUCGAAGGAGGACGUGGACGUGGACCUGGACCUGGACGUGGACCUCGACGUAGACAUGACGUGGACGGUGACGUGGACGUGAGGGGCGUGGACGUGGACAUGGACGUGGACGUGGAAGUGGACGUGGACGUGGACAGUGGACGUGGACACGUGGACGUGGAAAUGGACGUGGACGUGGACGUGGACGUGGACGUGGAUGUGGACGUGGAAAAUGGACGUGGACGUGGACGUGGACGUAGAAAGACGUGGACGUGGACGUGGAACGUGGACGUGGACGUGGACGUCGAAGUGGACGUGGACGUGGACCUGGACCUGGACGUGGACGUAGACAUGGACGUAGCCUUGGACUUGGACGUGGACGUGGACGUGGACGUGGACGUGGACAUGGACGUGGACGUGGACAUGGACGUGGACGUGGACGUGGAAGUGGACGUGGACACCAUGGACGUGGACGUGGACGUGGACGUGGACGUGGACAUGGACGUGGACGUGGACGUGGUCGUGGACGUGGACGUGGACAUGAACGUGGACGUGGUCGUGGUCGUGGACGUGGACGUGGACGUGGGCGUGGUCAUGGACGUGGACGUGGACAUGGACUUGGUCGUGGUCGUGGACAUGGACGUGGACGUGGAGGACGUGGACGUGGAAGACGUGGACGUGGACGUGGAGGACGUGGACGAGGACGUGGAGGACGUGGACGUGGACGGGACGUGGACGUGGAAGUGGACGUGGAGGUGGACGUGGACCUUGGACGUGGACCUGGACGUGGACCUGGACGUGGACCUGGACGAGGACGUAGACAUGGACGUGGCCUUGGACGUGGACGUGGACGUGGACGUGGACGUGGACCGUGGACAUGGACGUGGACACGUGGACGUGGACGUGGACGUAGAAUUGGACGUGGACGUGGACGUGGACGUGGACGUGGACGUGGACGUGGACGUAGACGUGGACGUGGACGUAGACAUGGACGUGGACAUGGAUGUGGACGUGGACGUGGACGUGGACGUGGACGUGGACGUAGAAAUGGACGUGGACGUACAAAUGGACGUGCACGUGCACGUGGACCUGGACGUGCACGGGGACGUGGUGUGUGGACGUGGACGUGGACGUGGACGUGAACGUGGUCGUGGUCGUGGACGUGUCAUGGUCGUGGACGUGGACAUGGACGUGGACGUGGUCAUGGACGUGGACGUGGACAUGGACGUGGUCGUGGUCGUGGACAUGGACGUGGACGUGGUCUUGGACGUGGACGUGGACGACGUGGACGUGGAGGACGUGGACGAGGACGUGGAGGACGUGGACGAGGACGUGGAGGACGUGGACGUGGACGUGGAUGUGGUCGUGGACGUGGACGUGGACUUGGACGUGGACGUGGACCUGGACGUGGACCUAGACGUGGACCUGGACGUGGACGUGGACGUGGACGUGGAAGUGGACGUGGACGGGAUAAUGGACGUGGACGUGGACGUGGACGUGGACGUGGACAUGGACGUGGACGUGGACGUGGACGUGGACGUCGAAGUGGACGUGGACGUGGACCUGGACAUGGACGUGGACCUGGAUGUAGACAUGGACGUGGACGUGGACGUGGACGUGGACAUGGACGUGGACGUGGAAGUGGACGUGGACAAAUGGACGUGGAAGUGGACGUGGACGUGGACGUGGACGUGGAAAUGGACUGUGGACGUGGACGUGGACGUCGAAAUGGACGUGGACGUUAGAAAUGGACGUGGACGUGGACGUGGACAUGGACGUGGACGUGGACGUGGACAUGGACAUGGACGUGGACAUGGACAUGGGACGUGGACGUGGACAUGGACGUGGAACGUGGACGUGGACGUAGAAAUGGACGUGGACGUGGACGUGGACGUGGACAUGGACAUGGACGUGAUGGACGUGGACGUGGACGUCGAAGUGGACGUGGACGUGGACCUGGACCUCGACGUGGACCUGGACGUAGACAUGGACGUGGACGUGGACGUGGACGUGGACGUGGACAUGGACGUGGACGUGGAAGUGGACGUGGACGUGGACGUAGAAAUGGACGUGGACGUGGACGUGGACGUGGACGUGGACAUGGACGUGGACGUGGAAGUGGACGUGGACGUGGACGUAGAAAUGGACUGUUGGACGUGGACGUGGACGUGGACGUGGACGUGGACGUUGAAAUGGACGUGGACGUGGAAAUGGACGUGGACGUGGACGUGGAUGUCGAAAUGGACGUGGACGUGGACGUGGACGUGGACGUGGACGUGA